Molecule: messenger RNA, 991 nt
Organism: Trifolium pratense (red clover)
Lineage: Eukaryota; Viridiplantae; Streptophyta; Magnoliopsida; Fabales; Fabaceae
Product: TSET complex member tstD-like
Exons: 6
Coding region: 13-723 (236 amino acids)
Biological process (GO): intra-Golgi vesicle-mediated transport; retrograde vesicle-mediated transport, Golgi to endoplasmic reticulum; intracellular protein transport
Cellular component (GO): COPI vesicle coat
Source: RefSeq, a predicted model, not a curated record
UAUUUUUUUUAAAUGAAAACAAAAACAGAAAAAGGAAGAGUUAGAAUUUGCUUUCUCUUUCUCGAUCCCUCUCUCUCAAAAUCGCUGUUCCUCUCUCACCCACCGCCACCGGCCGCCGCUCUCAAUCCCUCUCUCACUGCUCUCAAUCUCUCUCCCUCACCUCGCCGUAACGCCGUUCAAUCUUCCGCCGCAGCCGCACCACUGCUCAGCUCACCGCGCCGCACCACACCGCACCGCACUCACUCUUUCUCUUCGUCUCGUUUCAGAACGAUCAGAAACAUGAUACUCGCGGUGCUGUUUGCCAACGCUGAGGGCAACAUCCUCAUCGAACGUUUUCAUGGAGUUCCUGCGGAGGAACGCCUACACUGGCGUUCUUUCUUGGUCAAACUAGGAGCUGAUAAUCUUAAGGGUGUAAAAAAUGAAGAACUUCUAGUUGCUUGCCACAAGUCAGUUUAUAUUGUAUAUACAAUACUUGGAGAUGUCAGUAUAUACGUUGUGGGGAAGGACGCGUAUGAUGAACUUGCUUUGUCGGAGGUGAUCUUUACAAUAACCUCAGCUGUAAAGGAUGUAUGUGGGAAGCCCCCAACUGAGCGGCGUUUCCUUGAUAAGUAUGGAAGAAUUUGCUUGUGUUUGGAUGAAAUUGUGUGGAAGGGAUAUUUGGAAAAUACGGAAAAAGAUAGAAUCAAGAGAUUGAUAAGGUUGAAGCCUCCUACCGAGUUCUGAACAAGAAAUUCUGAGGCAAUCGUUAUAGAAUCAGCAAUUUGAGUCGUGUGGUGAGCAUCUUGUGACUUAGAAUGGCAUGUAACCAAAGCCAGGCAGAUAUUUUAUUCUCUACUAUGGUGCAGGCGAGGAUUUUGGCUGGCCACUGAAUACUUGUAUUAACAUUCUCAAAUUUAACCAUUGUUUUUUAUGUUGUAACAUGAGGAUUUUAUUCUAUAUUGUAACAUCUAUGUUUUUAUAUGAUUGCUGGAUGAGAUCCUUUUUGUUCCUA